AUGGAUGGGGAAGAAGUUUGGGAUGGAGAAGAAAAUGAAGUUAAGGAAGCAGAAGAAGUUAAGGAGGAUGGAGAAGAAGUUAGGGAAGGAGAAAAAGUUAAGAAUGAAGAACAAGUUAGAGAAUUAGAAGAAUUUAAGGAUGGAGAACAAGUUAGGGAAGGAAAAGAAGAAGUUAAGGAUGGAGAAGUAGUUUGGGAUGGGGAAGAAGUGAAGGAAGGAGAAGAAGUUAAGGAAAAAGUAGAAGAAGAAGUUUUGGAUGGAGAAGAAGUUAAGGGUAAAGAAGAAAGUAUGGAUGGGGAAGAAGUUUGGGAUGGAGAAGAAGUUUGGGAUGGAGGAGAAGUUUGGAAUGGAGGAGAAGAACCGAAGUAUGGAGAAGAAAUUAAGGAAGAAGAAGGUUGGGAAGGAGACGAAGUCAAGGAAGAAGAAGUUUUGGAUGGAGAAGAAGGUAAGGAUAAAGAAGAAAGUAUGGAUGGGGAAGAAGUUUGGGAUGGAGAAGAAGUUUGGAAUGGAGAAGAAUCUACUAAGUAUGGAGAAGAAAUUAAGAAAGAAGAAGUUAAGGAAGGAGAAGCACUUUCGGAUGGGAUGAGAUGGGAUAGGAUAGGAUAA
Messenger RNA from Sphenostylis stenocarpa, 606 nucleotides. The record is from the annotation of a GenBank genome assembly. Lineage: Eukaryota; Viridiplantae; Streptophyta; Magnoliopsida; Fabales; Fabaceae.